AUGGCUACCACUUCAACAUCCUUGAAAACCGAGCCAACAAGUAUCCCCACCACUUCUUCCAGGGAAACUCCAUCAACAUCUCACAUAAUUGAUUCUUCAUCCACAACCGAUUCCAUGGCUACCACUUCAACAUCCUUGGAAACCGAGCCAACAAGUAUCUCCACCACUUCUUCCGACGAAACCCCAUCAACAUCUCACAUAAUUGAUUCUUCAUCCACAACCGAUGCCACGGCUACCACUUCAACAUCCUUGAAAACCGAGCCAACAAGUAUGCCCACCACUAUUUCCGAGGAAACCUCUUCAAAAUCUCACAUAAUUGAUUCUUCAUCCACAACCGAUUUCAUCGGAACCACUGAAACAUCCUUAAAAACCGAGUUAACAAAAAUACCCACCACUUCUUCCAGGGAAACACCUUCAACAUCUCACAUAACUGAUUCUUCAUCCACAACCGAUUCCAUGGCUACCACUUCAACAUCCUUGAAAACCGAGUCAAUAAGUAUCCCCACCACUUCUUCCGAGGAAACUCCAUCAACAUCUCACAUAAUUGAUUCUUCAUCCACAACCGAUGCCACGGCUACCACUUCAACAUCCUUGAAAACCGAGUCGACAAGUAUUUCCAAUACUUCUUCCGGGGAAACUACUUCAACACCUCACAUAACUGAUUCUUCAUCUACAACCGAUUCCAUCGCAAGCACUGAAAUAUCCAUGAAAACCGAGUCAACAAGUAUUUCCACCACUUCUUUCGGGGAAACUACUUCAACACCUCACAUAACUGAUUCUUCAUCUACAACUGAUGCUAUGGCUACCACUUCAACAUCCUUGAAAACCGAGUCAACAAGUAUCCCCACCACUUCUUCCGAGGAAACUCCAUCAACAUCUCACAUAAUUGAUUCUUCAUCCACAACCGAUUCCAUGGCUACCACUUCAACAUCCUUGAAAACCGAGCCAACAAGUAUCCCCACCACUACUUCCGGGGAAACCUCUUCAACAUCUCACAUAAUUGAUUCUUCAUCCACAACCGAUUCCAUGGCUACCACUUCAACAUCCUUGAAAACCGAGCCAACGAGUAUCCCCACCACUUCUUUCGGGGAAACUCCAUCAACAUCUCACAUAAUUGAUUCUUCAUCCACAACCGAUGCUAUGGCUACCACUUCAACAUCCUUGAAAACCGAGUCAACAAGUAUCCCCACCACUACUUCCGGGGAAACUCCUUCAACAUCUCACAUAAUUGAUUCUUCAUCCACAACUGAUGCGAUGGCUACCACUUCAACAUCCUUGAAAACCGAGCCAACAAGUAUCCCCACCACUUCUUCCGGGGAAACUCCAUCAACAUCUCACAUAAUUGAUUCUUCAUCCACAACCGAUUCCAUGGCUACCACUUCAACAUUCUUGAAAACCGAGCCAACAAGUAUCCCCACCACUUCUUCCAGGGAAACUCCAUCAACAUCUCACAUAAUUGAUUCUUCAUCCACAACCGAUUCCAUGGCUACCACUUCAACAUCCUUGGAAACCGAGCCAACAAGUAUCUCCACCACUUCUUCCGGAGAAACUCCAUCAACAUCUCACAUAACUGAGUCUUCAUCCACAACCGAUUCCAUGGCUACCACUCGAACAUCCUUGAAAACCGAGCCAACGAGUAUCCCCACCACUUCUUUCGGGGAAACUCCAUCAACAUCUCACAUAACUGAUUCUUCAUCCACAACUGAUGCUAUGGCUACCACUUCAACAUCCUUGAAAACCGAGCCAACAAGUAUCCCCACCACUUCUUCCAGGGAAACUCCAUCAACAUCUCACAUAAUUGAUUCUUCAUCCACAACCGAUUCCAUGGCUACCACUUCAACAUCCUUGGAAACCGAGCCAACAAGUAUCCCCACCACUACUUCCGGGGAAACCUCUUCAACAUCUCACAUAAUUGAUUCUUCAUCCACAACCGAUGCCACGGCUACCACUUCAACAUCCUUGAAAACCGAGUCGACAAGUAUUCCCACCACUUCUUCCGGGGAACCUACUUCAACAUCUCACAUAACUGGUUUUUCAUCAACAACCGAUUCCAUCGCAACCACUGAAACAUCCACGAAAACCGAGUCGACAAGUAUUCCCACCACUUCUUCCGGGGAACCUACUUCAACAUCUCACAUAACUGAUUCUUCAUCAACAACCGAUUCCAUCGCAACCACUGAAACAUCCACGAAAACCGAGUCAACAAGUAUUCCCACCACUUCUUCCGGAGAAACUCCAUCAACAUCUCACAUAACUGAUUCUUCAUCAACAACCGAUUCCAUCGCAACCACUGAAAUAUCCAUGAAAACCGAGUCAACAAGUAUUCCCACCACUUCUUCCGGAGAAACUCCAUCAACAUCUCACAUAACUGAUUCUUCAUCAACAACCGAUUCCAUCGCAACCACUGAAACAUCCACGAAAAACGAGUCAACAAGUAUUUCCAAUACUUCUUCCGGGGAAACUACUUCAACACCUCACAUAACUGAUUCUUCAUCUACAACCGAUUCCAUCGCAAGCACUGAAAUAUCCAUGAAAACCGAAUCAACAAGUAUUUCCACCACUACUUCCGGGGAAACUCCAUCAACAUCUCACAUAAUUGAUUCUUCAUCCACAACCGAUGCCACGGCUACCACUUCAACAUCCUUGAAAACCGAGUCGACAAGUAUUCCCACCACUUCUUCCGGGGAAACUACUUCAACAUCUCACAUAACUGGUUUUUCAUCAACAACCGAUUCCAUCGCAACAACUGAAACAUCCAUCAAAACCGAAUCAACAAGUAUUUCCACCACUUCUUCCGGGGAACCUACUUCAACAUCUCACAUAAAUGGUUUUUCAUCAACAACCGAUUCCAUGGCUGUCGCUUCAACAUCCUUGAAAACCGAGCCAACAAGUAUCCCCACCACUACUUCCGGGGAAACCUCUUCAACAUCUCACAUAAUUGAUUCUUCAUCCACAACCGAUUCCAUGGCUACCACUUCAACAUCCUUGGAAACCGAGCCAACAAGUAUCCCCACCACUACUUCCGGGGAAACCUCUUCAACAUCUCACAUAACUGAUUCUUCAUCCACAAGCGAUUCCAUGGCUACCACUUCAACAUCCUUGAAAACCGAGCCAACAAGUAUCCCCACCACUUCUUCCGGGGAAACUCCAUCAACAUCUCACAUAAUUGAUUCUUCAUCCACAACCGAUUCCAUGGCUACCACUUCAACAUCCUUGAAAACCGAGCCAACGAGUAUCCCCACCACUUCUUUCGGGGAAACUCCAUCAACAUCUCACAUAAUUGAUUCUUCAUCCACAACCGAUUCCAUGGCUACCACUUCAACAUCCUUGGAAACCGAGCCAACAAGUAUCCCCACCACUACUUCCGGGGAAACCUCUUCAACAUCUCACAUAAUUGAUUCUUCAUCCGCAACCGAUGCCAUGGCUACCACUUCAUCAUCCUUGAAAACCGAGUCAACAAGUAUGCCCACCUCUAUUUCCGGGGAAACCUCUUCAACAUCUCAAAUAAUUGAUUCUUCAUCCACAACGAAUUUCAUCGGAACCACUGAAAGAUCCACGAAAACCGAACCAACACGUAUUUCCACAACUUCUUCCGGAGAAACUCUAUCAACUUCUCACAUAACUGAUUCUUCAUCCACAACUGAUGACACGGCUACCACUUCAACAUUCUUGAAAACCGAGCCAACAAGUAUCCCCACCACUUCUUCCAGGGAAACUCCAUCAACAUCUCACAUAAUUGAUUCUUCAUCCACAACCGAUUCCAUGGCUACCACUUCAACAUCCUUGGAAACCGAGCCAACAAGUAUCUCCACCACCACUUCCGGGGAAACCUCUUCAACAUCUCACAUAAUUGAUUCUUCAUCCACAACCGCUGCCAUGGCUACCACUUCAACAUCCUUGGAAACCGACCCAACAAGUAUCCCCACCACUUCUUCCGGAGAAACUCCAUCAACAACCGAUUCUGAAGCUUCGCACCAUACCACUGAUAGUCCUACAAAAGUAUCUGAUAUAACUGACUCUUUCACCCCAACCGAUUUCAUCGCAACCACUUCAGCAACCCUGAGAAUCGAUUCAGCAGGUAUCCCCUCUUCUUCUUUCGGAGGAACUUCAUCUCAACUGCAACCGAAACCGACGCAACCCCCUUCCUGGAGACCGAGUCUACGAGUAUUGCCACCGUUUUUUCUGGAGAAACUCCAUCAAAAUCAAAUGCUAACGCCUCGCACCGUACCACUGACAGUUCUACAUAAUAGCUGA
This is a messenger RNA of Bactrocera dorsalis (oriental fruit fly), 4254 nucleotides long. Its product is annotated as serine-rich adhesin for platelets-like. Lineage: Eukaryota; Metazoa; Arthropoda; Insecta; Diptera; Tephritidae. The record is from RefSeq and is a predicted model, not a curated record. Bases 1 to 4254 code for a protein of 1417 amino acids. The transcript has a single exon.